This is a messenger RNA of Sitophilus oryzae (rice weevil), 640 nucleotides long. It is a transcript of the gene PDCD-5, whose product is annotated as programmed cell death protein 5. The record is from RefSeq and is a predicted model, not a curated record. Gene Ontology annotation, molecular function: DNA binding. The coding region runs from base 149 to 538 and encodes 129 amino acids. Lineage: Eukaryota; Metazoa; Arthropoda; Insecta; Coleoptera; Curculionidae. The transcript is spliced from 3 exons. Gene Ontology annotation, cellular component: nucleus; cytosol.
AAAGAGAAAAGUGAGGUUAUCGUAAAAAAUUGAAUUGAUAGGAAUUUAAAUAUAUUUAUUUUUAGCAGUUUUUAGUUCUAUACAAAACAGAAAAAAAUAUUGUUUUAGAGUUAAAAGAAAUUUACAAAGACCUAAUAAUUAUAAGGAAAUGGCAGAUCCCGAGCUUGAAGCCCUUAGGCAGCAAAGAUUAGCUCAAAUGCAAUCCCAGUAUAAAAACUCUGGCAGCGAUGCAGAUAAUCAAAAGGCUAAAGAGGAACAAGCUAGGGCCCAGGAAGAUGCUAAAAAUUCAAUUCUUUCACAAAUUUUGGAUCAAGAUGCUAGAGCCCGAUUAAAUACCUUGAUGUUAGGAAAACCUGAAAAAGGACAGAUGGUACAGAACAUGUUAAUUAGAAUGGCUCAGACCGGCCAAAUUAUGAAAAAAAUUGGAGAAAGUGAACUUAUAGGACUUCUUGAAAAUGUGAAUGCACAAACACAAAACAAAACGUCUGUUAAAUUUGAUAGGCGUAGGGCUGCUUUAGAUUCUGAUGACGAUUUUUAGUUACUCUUUGAUAUACACACUUCACUUACUUAUAACAAAUUAUAAUUUUCUUAAUUAAUACAUACAUUGUUUGCUUAAAUUAUUAAAGUUAAGUUAUUCAUU